This is a messenger RNA of Moneuplotes crassus, 2141 nucleotides long. Lineage: Eukaryota; Ciliophora; Spirotrichea; Euplotida; Euplotidae. The record is from the annotation of a GenBank genome assembly.
AGAUAACAACAUGUUAAAGUCAGCUACAGGUGACAUAAGCAAUCUGCUUAAUAGAAGAAACUUGAAAUCUCUUUUAAUAGAGCCCACUGAGACUCCUUCAAAUAUAGAGUUAAGUAGAACUCCCAAGAUUACCAAAGUAGGAGUGAAUAAAAAGGAAUGAAAAAGCUCUCCUCUCGCGCUCAAGAACUUCAACAAAACUUUUGGUGUGAGAAGUCUCUCCCAGUCAAUGCUCAAGAGAAGCGGCACUAAUUCAAUACUUCCUUCUCUCAAAGGCACAAAGAAACAAACUUCAAAGGUAAAGCACAUGAAGAAGCUCAAAAAUGAUAAGUAUGUCACCAGCAAGAUUGUUAAUAUCCCGAAGCCACCACUGAAUAAUCUUGCUGUGAAAGAGAAAUCAAAACCAUUAAAUGAUCAAGAAGAAAUACACUCUGCUCUCACUACUGUUGCUAAGAGAGAUAUGAGAGAGCUUAAAAGAGGAAGUCUUACCUCCCAAUUUACUGCUGCCACUACUCCUUGUGUCAAAGUGAAUACUAACAAAUUCAAUUGAAAAGAUUACAAAGCAGACUUAGAGGAGGUCAAGACACCUGUCUUGAUGUCUAAGUCCAAGAAUGAGAAAAGCUUCAGUUCAACCAUUAAUCUAAGGACUCUGAUGGUCCCUUUAAAUACCUCUGUGAACAAGAGUAAACGAUCUGAUAAAGAUGUCAAUGAUAUCCAAAAAUCCUUAACAAUUGAUAAGGAUGACAGCUUCAAGAGUCCUUAUAGAAUAAAGACAACUUUGAAGAAGAAGGCAAAGUCGAAAGUUAUCAACAUCAUGCCGAAGACGAAAUCUGAUAUCGACAAAUCUGAUUAUGGAAGAGAUAGAGAGCUUCUAGAUGAGUUUGAAGCGAUUCUUUCUUCUGAAAUUAAUGACUUCAAAAUUCUUAACUAUGAUAGAGUGAGUCCAAACUUGAUUCAAAAGUUCUCAAAGUGCUUUGACAAGAUCAUCCAGCAUUGAGAUAGCCUCGAGAUUGAGAAAAGUCAGAGAUCUAAGGCCCACUCGAGUAACUCAAAAGGAGACAAUGUGUUUUCCUACAUAAAGAGAGCUUACGAAAAUUUUAUUAAGCGUAUCGUUGGUAUUAACCAUAUUUCUGAAAUAGACUGUGUACUCAAGAAGUGCCUUGAACUUUCCUCCUCUUCCAAGUACUCAUUGAGGCAUUUCCAACAGGAUGAGAGCUUCGAGAAGAGAAAAAUUGUCAAAAGUUACUCUAUUUUGAUAGAUGACUACAAAUCAUUGGCAGAGGUGAGGAAUUCUCUCCAGAAAGAAAUUGAUGAAGUUAAUAAGAAAUGAAAGUAUGACAUGGACCAACAGAGUAAGAAGCACUCUGAAGAACUUAGAAAGAUGAAGUCAGGCAUCAAAUCACUCAAGCUUAAACUAGAAAGUGCUAAGAACAAGCCUGAAGUAGAUCAUUCUAAGUAUGAAAAGCUUAAACAGAACUUCAAACUUUUACUAAACGAGAAUGAUCAGCUAAACAACGCAGCUAUGAGGUAUAAGGAACAAGUUGAUGAUCUUUCAAAGAAGAAAAAUAGGCUGAACUUCUUAAUUUUCCUAUGCAUGAAAAAUGGAUACCCAGUGAGUAAAUUAUACCAAGAAGAAGUCAAGCCGAUUGAUAGUCACAGAUUUGACCUCCUGACGCCUUCUAAGUACAAGAAUUCUCUGAAAAAGCUUAAUGAGGAGAUGAAGAAGAGUUCUCCAGUUAGGUCUUCUUCCCAAAAGAACCUUACAAGAGUUAAUUUGAAUGAAUCUUUUGAACCCUUGCCUGAGAACUUCUUCGAGGAGCUCGAUGGAUGUGGCAUGUCCAACAAGUCUUUUGAUUAUAGCACGGCUAGAUCAAAGGAGCUUAAUGCUAGUUAUCUGCCAAUAUUGGACAGUCCAGCAAAGCAUCCUCAGAAGCCAUCGUUGAUUCCAACGUUGGAUUUCAAGAAGCUUGAUGAUUAUAAUCAAGCGGUAAAGGCAGCUAAGAAGAAAAAGUAUGAAGAAAGAAUGAUGAACGGAGUCUAUAACCAAGAAAUGGAAGAAAUCGAAGACCUGUUGAACUCCUUAUAAACCCUCUCACAUCUCUCUGCCAUUUAAACUAUUAAGUUUUGAAUAAAUUAUUUAAGCG